Messenger RNA from Endocarpon pusillum Z07020, 171 nucleotides. RefSeq lists its product as uncharacterized. The transcript has 2 exons. The record is from RefSeq and is a predicted model, not a curated record. Bases 1 to 171 code for a protein of 56 amino acids. NCBI's taxonomy places the organism in Eukaryota, Fungi, Ascomycota, Eurotiomycetes, Verrucariales, Verrucariaceae.
AUGGUCAAGAUCAGCACGGGUGAGAACGUGAUGUGGAGGACGAAUGAAGAUGUUACUACGCUCGUGAUCAACAACAAAGUUGUGGACGACCUGGUUAGAAUCAAGGGUAAGACCACAAUCACGUGUGAGUCCCUGCUCGCGGUAACGUGCUGGACACGAGCGACAUUAUGA